Hydractinia symbiolongicarpus is the source of this 3488-nucleotide messenger RNA. Its product is annotated as F-box/LRR-repeat protein fbxl-1-like. Gene Ontology annotation, cellular component: SCF ubiquitin ligase complex. The record is from RefSeq and is a predicted model, not a curated record. Bases 139 to 1737 code for a protein of 532 amino acids. Gene Ontology annotation, biological process: SCF-dependent proteasomal ubiquitin-dependent protein catabolic process; positive regulation of protein ubiquitination. Gene Ontology annotation, molecular function: protein binding. The transcript has a single exon. NCBI's taxonomy places the organism in Eukaryota, Metazoa, Cnidaria, Hydrozoa, Anthoathecata, Hydractiniidae.
GAUGUCUACUAAAAACAGUUUAAUGAAAUUCCUGUUUAUGCUACCCUUUUGGCUUGGCUACCCUUUUUUACAUUUUCUUUGUAUUUUAGAUAACUGUUACUUCUACCAUUUUACUAUUUAUAUGCAAGCUAACUUAAAAUGGAAGAAAAUGCAGACUUACUUCUGAAUGAAGAAGCAGUGUUGUUUGAACAAGAUCAAAUUUCUAAAGAAAUAGAAUCUGCAUUUUCAAAUUUUUCGAAUGAACGUCCGUUUGAUUUGGAACAAUGCACUGACAUUGUGUUAUCAGCACUUCCUGAUACUGUUUUGUUAAAAAUUUUCAGCAACUUAACCCACCCAGAGUUGUGCCAUAUUGCUUUGGUGUGCAAGCACUGGCUUUGGGUGGUUUAUGAUAGUGAAUUAUGGAAGUUUGUAGAUUUCAGUAGAUGUAAUAAAGUAGAUGAAAAAACUAUUAUACAGUUGAUACAAUCUCGCUUAUCUCCUUUACUCAAGACAUUGGAUUUAUCUAAUUGCAGUUUCUCACCAAACAUAGUUCAAGAAUUAACUAAUAGUUGUCAACAGCUUGAUACUCUGGUAUUACAGAAUUGUGAUUUAGCAAGCACUUUGGAAAACAAGUUAAAUUGUCUUUCUGUUCCUGGGAAUCUUACGCGAUUAGAUAUUCGUAAUUUUAAAGCAGGUUUUCAGUUUAUGCACGUUAUCUUAGAGGCUCAAGAUAUGAGUCAUUUGGAGUGUUUUGGAUUUGGAAACAACCAUUUUUGUCCUGCAUUCACCAAUUUUCAGACUAUGUUUAGUAAAAUGCAUGCCUUAAAAAUAUUAGAAUGUGUUGAUUGUGAAUUUAUCAGUGAUUCUGAAGUGGUUAUCUUUGCCAAGACCUUGAAAAAUUUAGAAUCCCUUGUGUUAAAGAAUUGUAAAAAUUUGAAUGGCUCGUCAUUGAGCCAUUUAAUAAAUGGUGCUAAGGAAUUAAAAUCUCUUAAUUUAUCUGGUACUGGAGUAAAUGAUUUAGCACUUAGUAAUGUUCCAUGGGAAGCAAGUAUCAUUGAAGAGUUUGACCUUAGUUUUUGCGAUGAAAUAACAUCAGCAGGAUUGAUUGUAUCAAUACCAAAAAUGGAUUUAUUGGAAAGUUUAUUGUUAAGUAACACUGGAAGAGGCAAAGCUGUAACUGGUGAAGUAUUAGAGGCUGCUUAUUCCGUAGGAAAUUGGAAACACCUGAAUGUGUUGAGCUUACACUUUGCUAAUCGCUUAUUUAAUCAAGCCUUUUCAUUUUUACAAAACUGUUCGAAUUUGCAGUGGCUUUCACUACGUACAUGUUACCGCAUUGAUUUUGAGUGUAUUGCAGCUAACCUAAAGUUCUUUCCAAGACUUCUUGGUCUAGAAUGUGGCUCAUUAUUUGCAACAGGGAACAGCACAAACCAAUGGAUGCAACUUCUUCAAAGUAUCAGUAUAAAUUGUAAAAACAUGAGACAUCUAGUUUUAUUAAAAUGUGUUGGUCUUCCUUUAUCUAGAGUCACCGAGUAUAAAAAUCUACUUUUGGGUUGUUUGGAGACGAUGAAAAAAUUAGAAACUAUAUCAGUCCUCUAUUCUGAGGAAGCUAUUUAUAACCUUUUUGAAAGUUGCGUAAACCUAAGUAGCAGUCGAGCCAGUGUUAAAAUGUCUUCUCCUGUGCCCGUCAUUCCUCCAUUCAGGCACAGCUUAGACUCAGAGAUUAACAAGAGCAAAUUCAGAAAAUAUUUUGGUUACUGAUAAUUCUUUAAUUUUGUUUUUUUCAAAUUAUAUAAAUUUGCUUGUGAAAUUAGGAGUGUGCUACCUUACUACUGGGUAGAGAAACAAUGCAUUAGCAAAAGUGCUGUAUAUUCAGCAUUUGCACAGUCUUUAUAAUAAUAACCUAUUUUGUUCAAAAUGGUAGCUGAUUGUAACUUUGUGCUACAGAUGCUUGAAAUAGCGAUGUGCAACAGACAAUCUAAGGAUUAACAGACCUGUGGAUUCUUCCAUGGGCUAAUGAAUAGUAUAUACGUAAUUUUAUUUUAAGGCAACUUUGAAUGUUUAAACACAAAGUUGUUCUAAAAGUGCAUAACAAAAAAAACUCAAGCCUGCUUAUCUUACUCUUCAUCUAAUUAUUGAUUCAAAUCUUGGCUCAUAAACCUCUGGAACUCCAUAAUUGGAAAUUUACUCUUUCUGACAACUCAUUUCAAUAGGAAACAACGAAACAAUAUUCCAGAUGCAUUAAGGAAUUAAUAAUACUUUUAAUAUUUUAUAACUUUACUGCUUUAGUAAAACAACAAGAGAUCAAAUUCAAAUGAAUUUUCAUUAACUUUUCUGUUUGUUUUUUUGCUUGUUUCCUUUGGAUAGUGUUUUGAACUUAUCUGAGAUUUCAUGUCACAGUAACACACGAUUGGACUUUGUGAAUGUAAGAUAUCUAACAUUGUUUAUGGAUUUAUAUGGAUUUUAAACCCAUUGCCCUUGUUAUGCAGUAAAAAAGUUUAGAUUGCCAAGCAAUUUUACUUAGCACAUAAGGCCUAAAUAAGAUGUACAAUUUCACAACGCAACCCUCAUUUUUGUUUGUGUAUAUUGCCUAACGAGCAUGCUAAUUCUAUGUUUGAUAAUAUUUUAUUUUUUAAUUAUUUUUUAUCCUGUAUAAUAAUGUAUAUUUUAUUAAAAAAGAGCAAUUUCUAGUGGCCAAACUACAUUUUGUAAGGUUGUUGAAACCACAUUUUAAGAGGACUUGGUGAGCUGUUAAUAAUUUGAAUUUGCUUCAGAGCCAAAACACUCAAUCAACUCUAUAGUAAUCGCAUGUCAAAAAUGGUUAUGACCCAUGAUUAUUGUUUUCAUUGUUGUGUAUGGUUAUUGUUAGUGGUUAAAAUAUGAUUAAAUAAUAAGGUGUUGUAAAAAUAGGUUGACUUGCGAAAAAGAUAUUUUUUCUUUUGGUUUCUUACAUGUUUAUUAUGUAUAAUUUCAAGUUUUGUAUAUCAUAAAUAUUGCCUCCUGGCUAAUCUUUUAGUUUCUUGUUAAAUUUGUUUUAAAUAAUUGUGAUUAAAAUUAUUCUGUAUUUUAAAAUUUUGUUGUUGUUGAAUUUAAGGUAUAGUUGACUCCAAUCUUAAUAAUUGAAAAUAUAAGAAAAUGUUUCCUUCUCUUUUUUUAUGUUAUUAAAUAAAAAGUAUUUGUUUCAUUUUAUUUUAAAACAUGUGCUUACAUGUAUGUAUUGAAUUUGAUUUUGUUUUAUUUAUAUCUUCUCAAAUCGUCUUAUAUAGGAGACAUAAAAUAAGGACUGCUGAAGUUAAAUAAUAAUAAUAAUAAAAUAAAAACAGAACUAUUGUAGGAUUUUGUUAAAAUUUGCCUUUUGUUGAUCCUUUCCUUAUUUCAAAAAGAUUCAGUAAACUCAAUAAACUAAGCAUGUGGCAAUUUUCAAAUUGGCAACGGUAAAAAUUUGUCUUAUGCCUUAGAGAUCUUGCUGAGAGAUCUAGAGAUCUAUAAUUACCAGGUAUAUUUAAUCACAU